Molecule: messenger RNA, 2825 nt
Organism: Lolium perenne
Lineage: Eukaryota; Viridiplantae; Streptophyta; Magnoliopsida; Poales; Poaceae
Product: casein kinase 1-like protein HD16
Biological process (GO): protein phosphorylation
Molecular function (GO): protein kinase activity; ATP binding
Source: RefSeq, a predicted model, not a curated record
AUGCCUGUUCUACGUAGCGCGGCUCGGAGGCCCCGGGAGGCGCAGGAGAACCCGGCGGCGGCGGAGGCGCCGCCACCUGCAGCGAGGAGCCGUAGGGCGCCGAGGAGGAAGGCGGCGGCAGGAGACGUCCGUGAGGCGGCGGAGGAAGUGAGGAAGGCGGAGGAGGAGAUAAAGCCGGCGCCGCCACCUGCAGCGAGGAGGCUUAGGGCGCCGAGGAGGAAGGCGGCAGGAGGCGUCCGUGAGGCGGCGGACGCGGCGGAGGAAGAGAGGAAGGCGGAGGAGGAGAUCAAGCCGGCGCCGCCACCUGCAGUGAGAAGGCUUAGGGCGCCGAGGUGGAAGGCGGCAGGAGGCGUCCGUGAGGCGGCGGACGCGGCGGACGCGGCGGAGGAAGAGAGGAAGGCGGAGGAGGAGAUCAAGCCGGCGCCGCCACCUGCAGUGACAAGGCUUAGGGCGCCGAGGAGGAAGGCGGAGGAGGAGAUUAAGCCGGCGCCGCCACCUGCAGCAAGAAGGGGUAGGGCGCCGAGGAGGAAGGCGGCAGGACGCGUCCCUGAGGCGGCGGCCACGGCGGAGGAGGAGACGAAGGCGGAGGAGGAGAUUAAGCCGGCGCCGCCACCUGCAGCGAGGAGGGGUAGCGCGCCGAGGAGGAAGGCGGCAGGACGCGUCCCUGAGGCGGCGGCCGCGGCGGAGGAGGAGAUCAAGCCGGCAGAGGUCUCGGCGGAAGGCGCCGCCAGCGAGGACCCGAUGGACGACCAGAACAGCGCCGACAGGGACACCAGCGACGGCUAUCCAAUCCCUGACACGGUCCAGGUGGCCAAUUCACCCAGGUAUACAGUUGAAAGGAGGCUUGGUAAAGGAGGAUUUGGCCAAGUAUAUCUUGGCCGCCGCAAUGCGGGUAACGGGGCAGGCGCAGUUGAGGUUGCAUUAAAGUUUGAGCAUAAGACCAGCAAAGGAUGCCACCACGGACCUCCUUCUGAGUGGAAGGUUUACGAAAUCCUUGGUGGCAUUCAUGGGGUUCCCCGAGUUCACUACAGAGGGCUCCAAGGGGAUUACUUUGUUAUGGUCAUGGAUAUGCUCGGUGUGAGUCUGUGGGAUGCGUAUAAUAAUGGUUCCCACACAAUGUCAGUUGAGAUGGUUGCUUGCAUUGCUAUUGAAGCUAUCUCCAUUCUCGAGAAAGUGCACUCAAAAGGAUACGUGCAUGGAGAUGUUAAGCCUGAGAAUUUCUUGCUAGGCCCCCCUGGAACUCCUGAAGAGAAAAGACUGUUUCUCGUCGACCUUGGAUUAGCUAGCAAGUGGAAGGAUAGAUGCGGUCAUGUUGAUUAUGACCAGCGACCUGAUGUUUUCAGGGGAACGGUUCGUUAUGCUAGUGUCCAUGCACAUCUUGGGAGAACAGGUAGCAGGAGGGAUGAUUUAGAAUCUCUAGCCUAUACACUAGUCUUUCUUCUACGGGGACAUCUACCUUGGCAAGGUUACCAGGGUGAAAACAAGGGCUUUCUUGUUUGCAAAAAGAAAAUGUCCACCUCUCCAGAGUCUAUAUGUACCUUCUGCCCUGAACCCUUCAAGGAGUUUUUGGAUUAUGUGGUCAACUUGAAGUUUGAAGAAGAACCCAACUAUGCAAAGUGUAUCUCCCUCUUUGAUAGUAUAGUGGGCCCAAAUCCAGAUAUCAGGCCAAUUAACACAGAUGGUGCUCAGAAGCUUAUAUACCAAGUUGGGCAAAAGAGAGGGCGCAUAUCGUCAGAAGAAGAGAUAGAUGAGCAACCAAAGAAAAAGAGAAGGUUGGGAAUGCCUGCAACACAGUGGAUAAGUGUUUAUAAUGCAAGACGGUGUAUGAAACAAAGGUACCACUACAAUGUUGCAGAUUCAAGGCUUGCACCACACAUUGAGAAAGGGUAUGAAGAUGGACUGUAUAUCAGUUGCAUAUCGUCUUGUCAAAAUCUCUGGGCACUAAUCAUGGAUGCUGGCACUGGGUUCUCGGCUCAAGUCUAUGAACUUUCACCACAUUUUCUAAACAAAGAAUGGAUUAUGGACCAAUGGGAUAGGAACUACUAUAUAAGUGCACUUGCUGGAGCAAGCAAUGGGAGUUCCCUGGUAGUGAUGUCUAAAGGAACACCGUAUACCCAGCAGUCGUACAAAGUGAGUGGAACUUUUCCCUUCAAAUGGAUAAACAAGAAAUGGCGCGAUGGUUUCUAUGUGACUUCCAUGGCAAGUGCUGGAAAUAAAUGGGCAGUUAUUAUGUCUCGUCACGCAGGAUUUUCUAGACAGGUUGUUGAACUGGACUUCUUGUACCCCAGUGAGGGGAUCCAUAAAAGGUGGGAUGAUGGUUAUCGGAUAACAUCAACUGCUGCAACUUCGGACCAGACUGCAUUGGUUUUAAGUGUACCAAGAAGGUGGCCUAGUGAUGAAGCUCAAGAAACACUGAGAACAUCUGCUUUCCCUAGUCAUCAUGUGAAGGAGAAAUGGUCCAAGCAUCUCUACCUUGCUUCAGUAUGCUAUGGGCGUACUGUAUCGUAGAAGCCUUUUGCCCUGUGCGAAGCCAUUUAAUGUCGAGUUGGUCCCAUCUUUGGGUCCAGUUCACAGUAGCAGCUUGUUUUUGCGGGCAUGUUCUGAAUGCGACCUAAUGUGGGCCUGUGAAGAUGUUUCUGCUUACUGUUCUUAAUUCUAGAAUAGUGUGUACAGUGGUAAAUGUUUGUAGUCCGUGUUAGUCUUCAAUGUAGCAGACUCUUAAUUAUAGUGUAAGGUGUCGUCAGAUUUGAACACCUGAUCGGUAUGACUGAACUUCUGUGUGGUCGUGUUAGAGGAAAUGACACUGGAACCGUAUUUUUUCGGCA